CAAUGUUGAUGACGCUAGAAAGCCGACGUCCGGCGUCUCCUUUUUUCGCUUGGUCUGGAUGGCGAGGAAGCGGCGUUGAAGAUGAGGCAGAAGCACUAUCUGGAGGCUGCGGCGCGAGGCUUACUCGAGAGCUGCCCAGGCCAGGCCCGCUAUCUCCUCUGGGCCUACAGUUCGUCACACGAUGACAAGAGCACUUUUGAAGAAACAUGUCCAUACUGUUUCCAGCUAUUGGUUCUGGAUAACUCUCGAGUGCGCCUCAAACCCAAGGCCAAAUUGACACCCAAAAUAUGGAAACUUCUUAAUCGAGAAGCAAGAAGUAAUACACUCACUUUUAAAGAAGCAAAAAUAAUCAAAAAGUAUAAAGACUCCAAAAGUGUAUUGUUGAUUACUUGUAAAACAUGUAACAGAACGGUUAAACAUCAGGGUAAAAGCAGAAGCUUUCUGUCAGCAUUGAAGAGCAGUCAUAUUACUCCUACAAGCAAACUCAGCCCCAAGAGACCAAAGAGACAGACUCCAGGUUCUGCAAACUUCAGUCCUAAUAUGCCUGGCUCCAAAGGCAAGAGCCCAGCAUUGAUUGACAGAACACCUACAUCUGGACGAUCAACACCCAUUUGCUCCUCAAAGAGUGUGACAAAAAGAAAGAAACACUUCUCUCAACUAAAAAUGUUGCUUAGUCAGAAUGAAUCCCAAAAGAAUCCAAAGGUAGACUUCAGAAAUUUCUUAUUCUCUCUAUGAAGUCUCUUGAACUUUAAGAAAAAGAAAUUUUUCUGAUACAAUUUCUGAAACUAAGUUAACGAUUAAAAAAAAGAAACUUUUAUUUAUUCUUUGAAUACAUGAAAAUUAGGUCCAAGGGCAGACUUUCCUUGGCAUCCUUCAGUAUAUUAGGGAAAACAUCUCAUUAGAAUGAAUAACUAAAACAUCACAGGUGGUCAUUGAGAAUCAAAAAAAUAUAUGAAAGGUUCUUAUAAAUAGUAAGGAUAUAUGUGAACCUUGAGUGAUAGUAUUUUUUCCUCCUUUAGUCUUAACAGUUUUCAUUAUGUCAUUUUCUUUCAAAAUAAAUUUGAGAAAUUAAUGAGA
This is a messenger RNA of Sciurus carolinensis (gray squirrel), 1077 nucleotides long. RefSeq names its product chromosome 15 C18orf21 homolog (gene Rmp24). Bases 82 to 735 code for a protein of 217 amino acids. Lineage: Eukaryota; Metazoa; Chordata; Mammalia; Rodentia; Sciuridae. The transcript is spliced from 5 exons. The record is from RefSeq and is a predicted model, not a curated record.